GUUCUCGUUGUCCUCGGCUGUCUCUUGCCGAUCUUUUUUUCGUUCCUACGAUCGGAUGGGAUAGUGUUCAACAAACAACGGAUCAUAGUCGCAGAAACACGCGUGUUCGCUCCGUCCUUCGCUGAAUGGAUGGAGGGGUGGAUUUUGCUCUCCACGUACUUGCCCAACGGACUGGCUGAGGACCCAUCGUCAACGUGGAUGAAGGUGUAUUGAACAAAUAUUUUUGAGGUUUCCUUCCUCUUUUCUUCUCCCUCACUCAGUGGAUGAUCUCCCGCUACUCCUCCUGCUCCCCCUACUCCUUCUGCUCGGUCUGCUUUGGCUUCUCACGAUGCUCGUUCUCGUCUGCAACAACGAAUACAACUUUCCCAGCCACCUCUAACUCAAACUGACACUUCUUAACAGAGAGGUGAAGUACGAGCAUCUUCUCAUUGAUGCGAGCAAGUAUCUGCUUGACCUCAGUCUCGGGAGAAUUUCUCCAUAACACGGACUACAGGCACGAAAGGCGAUUGGGUUCAGUUCAAGCAUAGCAUCCAUCCUAGCCAAAAAUCGUCGACCGAUUUCCAAUGAAGAGAGAAAUUUGCUGAAAACUUGUUGACCUACCUACCUACCUACUUACUUUCCCUAGCCGUGUUGUGAAGACAUUUUCUUUCGUCCGAUUUAUGAUGUCUCUAACAGGUGACAUAUUGACCUCAGCCACCUCCGGAGGCCCGCUGGUUAGUGCUAUUACCACUUCAUCCAUGGUGGGAUCGUUUCUGCCCACUGUCACGUCAGGUUUGAUGCUGAACGAGACCAACCCAGUUUCGGGAGUGCUUCCAAGUGGUCCCACUGUCAGUCUUCCGGUCAGCAUGGCCAACUCCCAUUCAACGACAUCCGCUUUGAGCAAUGGGCCUCAGGGCAUGCCCAGUGGGCGGGGCAAUGGCGGGGGUGGCUCAAAUGCGUCGGGCAUGUGUGAUGAGAAGACUGUGGAAUAUUUGCGCGACCUCAUCGCGGAAAAACAAAUGUUAGAGGCCACGAACAAACACCAGGGGUUGGAUGGUGGAAAGAGCAUCAUGUUCAAACUCUUGGAACAAGAGAUCACUCGCAUUCAAAGUGGAGGGAAACCACCUGGACGAGACUCGAAAUUUGUGGAUAUUUACCACGAAAAACCAAUUCGAUUGACUGUUAGAGCACUGGUUCCUGUGAAAGAGCACCCAAAGUUCAAUUUCGUGGGGAAACUUUUGGGCCCCAAAGGCAAUUCUAUGAAGAGGCUUCAAGAAGACACUUUGACCAAAAUGGCCGUCUUAGGUCGAGGAUCAAUGAGAAAUAAACAGCAGGAAGAGGACUUGAGGAACUCGAAUGAUCCCAAAUACUCUCAUCUCAGUGAAGAUUUGCAUGUGGAAAUCACCGCCUUUGCCCCGCCUUCUGAGGCCCAUGCUCGCGUGGCUUACGCCCUCACAGAAGUUCGCAAAUACCUCAUCCCAGACUCCAACGACGAGAUUCGGCAAAAGCAAAUGCGAGAAAUGGAGUUGAUCAACAUACAACACGGGUCAAGUGGAGAUUCCAGUGAAGAAACCGGAAGUGGGGGUGAGGGAUUAUCACCUCCACCCUCCACCCGCCCAAAAAGUGGCUCUCAAGGCGCCCCAAAUAUGCUGGUGGUUCGAGGGCUAAUGCAACACUCGCCUCAGCAGCAACAACAACAACAACAGCAACAACCAAUCCAACAACAACAACAACAACAACAACAGCAACACGCCCAACAACAAUCGCAAUCGCACAAUCAAUUGCAACACCAUAACACUUGCAAAAUGGUUGUGAACGGUCAGAGCGGUCGUUUGGGUCAAAUGAUCCGAUCGAAUGGUGGCGGAGGUGGAAUGAACGCCAGUUGCAAUAUGGGUAAUCGCCUCAAUGCGAACAAGGUCUUGAGCAUCCUCGACCGCAUCCGACAUGGCGGGAGGGGAAGUCCGGACUUUGUUCAAUCGCAUCAUAAAUCAGGUUCACCCUCGCUCUCAGACAUGAGCGGAGGCAGUCAAGUGUCAGCCAUGUCCCCGGCUUCCUUUGUCGAUGCCAUCAAUCUAGUUGAAGAAACUGGGCUGUGCUAUGAAGAUCUUGGGAACAGCGAAAUUCUUUGCGGCAAAAGUCUCAAAUCGUCGUCAAUAACCAGGAAUCGGCUGCGAAUGCAAAUAUCUCCUUAUCCCAGACCUAAAUAAAGAAAGGGGACCCAGUUCUCUGAAGUUCGUGAUUUUCUUUCCAACGAUGUCUGCAUUGCUUUUCGAUUACUUCCAUUUCCCUUCCAUUGAAACUAUGCUCCAACGCUAAAGCAGUAAACUGAUUUCUUCAUUAUACCAAAUUCAACUACCUUUAGGACCAUAAACCUCAACUUUAUUCUUCAAUAAGGCAAUCUGUCGAUCUGUCGAUCCAUCAAUCGUGCAUUCAUUCGUUCAUUCAAUCAAUCUGAGGAUUCACUGAAUCUUCUAUUUAACACAGCUAGAAAUCUUAAUUUUUCGUUCCUUAAAUUCUUGUCCACGUACUCUAAUAUCGCUAAAAUUCAAUUCUUAGCAUUUACCAGUCAUGUCGUCCUCUUUUUAGUUUGGUACGAGAGAGUAAAGCAAUACCAUUAAACAGACGCACUUUGACCCCUUCUUGAACAACGCUAAGCAUGGACAACAGUAGUGGUUUUAUCUUCCAAUACGUAGGUGAAAAAGUACGUAAAUUCAAUAUUCAAACCAAUUCCUACUUUUUGAAAUCAUAUGGAAGAUCAUCCUGACAAGGAGUAUUUCGUGAUCCUUCGCAAGGCACAUAUUCAGAUUCUCUCAACCCUCUCUUUUCCCCUAUUCUGAACGCUCCCACCAAUCUUGAUCGAGGACAGAAAGAAGUUAACACAAACCUCAUGUAAAUACACGCGAUUCCAUAAUAUUGCAUCAUAACCCUGAACAAUAAAAUUCGUACCAAACAAA
Tigriopus californicus is the source of this 2933-nucleotide messenger RNA. Its product is annotated as KH domain-containing, RNA-binding, signal transduction-associated protein 3-like. Gene Ontology annotation, biological process: regulation of alternative mRNA splicing, via spliceosome. Gene Ontology annotation, cellular component: nucleus. Bases 660 to 2186 code for a protein of 508 amino acids. The transcript has 6 exons. The record is from RefSeq and is a predicted model, not a curated record. NCBI's taxonomy places the organism in Eukaryota, Metazoa, Arthropoda, Copepoda, Harpacticoida, Harpacticidae. Gene Ontology annotation, molecular function: mRNA binding.